AACUAGCAUAUAUAUUGCAAAUGUUGGCUAUCAAAACCAGCCGCUAAAUAGCUAACAUAGCCACAAGCUGGCUAAAGUGAGCAGCACUAUUCUGUUAAGCCAUUAACAGCUGUAGUUAACACAGUGCCUGCCUGCAAAACGAGGGUUGAGUUUCGCCUUUCAUAUUUUUAUUGCAGUGUAUGUGCGUGUGUGUGUGUGUGUGCGUAAAACGCGCCGCGUGGCCAAGUGCAAAAUCACAAAGCAAAGCACACAAAGCCAAUCAAUGUUAAUGAUUACAAGAAAUAUGCGACAUGCGGCGUUUGGCAAACGAAAACAACAACAGCAAUGACAGCAUCGCCGUGGGGUGGCACUCAGUGAGAGACUGGGAGAUACACAGUGGGAGAGAGAGCGAAGCAAGAACUCCCACACUAAGGGCUCUCUUUGUAACUCUCUGCAUUUGUAUGGCUGCACGCGUUGACAUGCUAGCAAGUAAACAUCUAAUUUAUAUAUGUAAGCUGUAUUAUUGCAGAAUGCAGACAUAUUAAAUUACCAGUUACAUAUUCGAUGUAGCAGAGCUUUGACAGUUAAAGAGAGCGUCAAAUGGAUCGUGCACCCACACAAUACAUUGUAUUUGUUUGAGCUUCGCUCUUUGCUCGCGUUCAUUGUGUGAAACCUGAGCAACAAUAGUGAUGAACAAAAGUCAACUCACGACUCACGAUUGGGAGAGCGAGAGAGACAAAGCCUGAGUUGAGAGUGAGUCGUGGGAGAAAACCACUUCCACCAGAUACAGUAACAGUAACAGCAGCACAAUGUGUCCAAUUGGCUUCACGCUCUUCCGUUUAGUCGUGUUUCGGUGUUCGAGGCGAGCGGACGUGUAUUUUUCACUAGAUGCAAUACGUGCCGCAUGCAUUGCAAUAUUUUAUGUAAAUAGCAGCAACUAAAUCAUUUGGAUGACGAAUUUAAUGACCUGAAAAAAGAAGAAGAAGAAAAAACGCCAAUCACUUUCACACAUUGCAUAGAUGAAAAUUGAAAUAGUCGACAACAAAGACGAGCAGCAGCAGCGACGCCGACAUCGACUGAGGCAGCGACAGCGACAGCGAAUGUGGGCGCAUUGAUUACAUUUUCAUAAUCAACGAAAGAGAAAAACACACACAUAAAAAAAAAGAAGAAAAAAAAAGAGAUAAAAAAUAAAGUUGCAGUUGGUUUCUCAAUGAAUAUCGCAUAAUGGCGGCAACACCUGAAUCGUGUGGCGCACGCGAUUCUGUGGAGGCGUUCGAACCCGAGGCGGAUACAGAGACGGAGGCAGAGGAGGGCACAGAGGCGGCCUCAUCAGCUAACAACAUGUCCGAGCCGGAGACAGAGACAGAGACGGAGACGGAGCCCGCUGGUCUGGAUGCGCUAGAUGCUCUAGAUGCGGCCAACGACCAACAAAAGCAAAACGAGCAACUGCAGCAGCAUCAGCAGCAGCAGCAAUUGCAGUCACUGGAGCCCAUCUCACUGGACGAGAUACCGGAGCCCAUUCGAGUGCUCGACGAUAUCAUAUCGGAGUUCGAGGAGGAGGCGACAACCAAGCCAGCUGCCCUGCACAGCAACAGUGGCGAGAAUCAAUCAGAGGACGACGGCUACAUGAGUCUGAGUCGCAAAAACAUGUCGAAGAAGGACUCGGAAGAUGUGCCACAAACGCCGAGCACAGACACCGUGCCCGAGGGCAGUUUCAACGAGGUUGAUGGCACUGCCGAAAAUCUAACCAAAUUAUCUGAGGCGGAGCACAGCCAGGAAGCGACAACGCCACUCAUACAGACAACGUUGCCGAAGGCACGCAGUGCGAACUCAGCGCCAGCCACCAACUCCAACUAUUCGAGUCUGCCGUGUUGCGGUGCCCGUGCCGCCUCCAAUCUGUGCGCCGCCUCCAAUUGCAACUCAUCCAGAAAUGGUCUAUUGGCUGCCACUCGCACCGGCAGCUGCAACGGGGAGCGCAAUGUCCUGGGCAUCGACAUCAGUGCCGUGCACAAUGCCGUUCUGCGUGGCAAUCUUGCCAAGUUGCCGGAGCCCAUGCUAAAUGAGCAUCCGGUGACCAUCUAUCCGGGUCCAUCGGCGAAGGCCAGCGGCGAGGGUGCGCGCAGCAAGCGACUGCUCAACUCUGUGGAGAAGCACAAGGAAGUCUGCCACAUGCUGAAUCCACAUUCCAAUAGCUCCACCUCCCCAUCGACAUCGUCGGGAUCACAGCACACGUCGAGCGGCGAAGCAUCGCCAUCGGCAUCCAAUAUAAAUAUGAAUGUCGCCACAGCCAAGCAUCUGCGACAGGUGACUGAUGACUAUUCUGAGGACUCGCUGGAGGAGUCAACCAUUUCGACAGAUCUGACGCCCGUCAAGCAGAAUGGGGUCGCCUGGGAAAUACACUUUAAGAGCAAUAAGAAGAAGACGACUGCCACGAAAAAGUCAUCCUCGGUUGCUGCUAAAAAGCAACAACCGCGAGAGAACAAUCUGGCCGACUUCAACAACAGUUUCGUGUACAAUGAGCAGCAGAGCAUGCUGGGCAAGGGUACGUUUGUCAUCAGGCGAUCCACUGCCAAGAAGCCGCCACGUGCCGUCGAUGUCUUUAGCAUACCAAAGCCACCACGCACCUCCCUCGGCGCUGGUGCGAUCAGCAAUGAGUUCUACACGAGCGACAGCGAGCCCAGCGAAUCGGCGCCACUGCCGCCGCCGCCGGCGCCAUCCGAGAUGAGCUCGCUGUGCAAGGAGUGCGACGCGGGACCGGCGCAGACGCGUCGUAGUUUCGAAUUGGCUGGUGCUCAGAGAUCGGCGCUGUCUCUGGACAUUGCCGAGGCGGCGGAGCAUCUGGUCAAGAAGCCCGUGAAGAGCAAGACGGCCAUGCUGACGGAGAAGCGGCUCAGCGCCGAGUCCAUGCCCGACAACACCUCCAGCAGCGAGGAGUUCGACGAGGCGCGCCUCAACGGCAAUGGCUACGAUCUGUUUGGCUAUAACGGAAACGAUCAACGCGUCUCGACGGCAACAACACCACACACAGAUCUGGCGCCCACUUUGGAGGAGGACGAGGAGCUGUCCGACUUUAGCUACGGCUGCGCUCCGCUCAAGCAGAUUGAGCACAAUAUAAGCGCGCUGCUGCGCGGCGAUUUGCCUCUGAUGGGUCCGGUCAAUGGAUGCAGUGCAGCUGCCUCUGUUGCUGCUUCUGCUGCUGCCACUGCUUCUGCUGCUGCUGCUGCUGCUGCUGCCGCUGCAGCUGCUGAGUUGCAUGCGAAGCGCGUGCUGGAGUUCCGUCCGGGCGUGCACAAGUCGGAGAGUGCCAAGGAGAUGCUGCUGUCGCAGAACGUUGUUGGCUUUGGGCCGCUGCCACCGUCGCCGCCCAGCUCCAAUCCGGAUAUGUUUGACUAUGAUGCGCCGCUGCCGCCUUCACCCAUUGAGUCACGCAAGCAGCUGGAGCUGCCGGCGUCCGUUGCUGUCUCAGCGGUGCCCGCCAAUCGGGGCACCACUGUCGUCGAGGUGCAUGCCACCGCUUCGGGGGCAGCGGUGCACAGCAACAGUCAUACGCGACGCAGUCGCGACAAUGUGGCUGCAGUGCGUCAUUUCAACGAUGAGCUGCCACCGCCACCGGCACCGGCCCAUCAUCAGUCGAGCAGCUUUGCGGAGGUGCUGCCUGGACUGGGACACGCGGCACCACCGAUGGCGCCAGUGGUGCCACCACAUCGUGCCGGUCACUCGCUCAACACCAUGAAAUCGUGGAGCAUUGACUCGCAGUAUCGCAAGCGAUCGCCCAAACUCUUUGGCUAUAGUAGCGGCAGUGGCAUAACCACGCCCACUGGCCUCGGCGGCCAAAUGCCGCCGCUGCCCCAGCCACCGAUGGGCACCAUUGGGUCGUCGUGCGAUGGCGGCUCUGUUGCUGGCACGGGCUCCUAUCAGCGACGGUACAUCAACUAUGGCACCAAGCGCAGCCUGAAGCAGUCGCCGCGCGAGGAGCAUCGCCUGCAAACCUCAUGUAGUCUUCCCGAAACCCCAAUCUUUGCCAGAGGCUGUGACAUACCACGUACGCCAUAUCGACGCCAAAAUGAUCCCAUUCCCGUCAGCGGCUCCCGCACAGCGCCACGUUCGAGCACAUCGAACAGCAUCAAUAUGGGCAACUCCAUCUUGGGCAUAGGACCUGGCCCCUAUGGCACCGCUCAGAUUUGUCGCCAGCGUUCCAUCAAUCACGCCUUAGCCUCCAAUGAAAUGCUGCGCAUGACUGGCGCCCCCGCUCGUGGCUGGUAUCCCAAGCAGCGGAACAUGCGGCCCGCCUCCACGGAGAACAUUGAUCGAUUGGCAUCGGUGCGUGUGUGGGACAAUCCGGCUGGCAUGUCGGGCACGGGUCAAUCCCGCAAGCCGCUCACCCUGCCGCCCAAUUUGACGCCCUCCUUCUUGAACAAGUCACCACGCGAGGCGCUGCGACGGGUCACCAGUUUGCUAAUAACCAAAAAGAAGCACAACAAGGAUCGAAAGCACAAGGCAUACAGCGAUCUGCCCAUGGAUGACAGCAACAGCAAGCAUGCCUAUGAAUUUGAGACAGUGGGCUCCGGGAAGCGUAAGGAGAGCAGCAGUCGCAGUAAGGACAAUGCGGCCGCUGUAGCCGGCACUACGCCCAAGGCCAAAAAGAAGGGUCUCUUCAAGGCGCUGUGGAAGCGUACGAAAACCACCUCGCUCGAUCAAUAGAGGCACAGACGAGGACGAAGGCGUCGACUUGUUUUUAGACGAAGCCAAAACACUGCCCCCCUAAACACCCCCCCCAAAAUACUCCAAUGGAAUUUUGGAGUUAUAUGUUUUUAAUGAUGAACGUUGAUAAUAACCGCACUUCUAAUAUACACUAUAUGCAGAGAGUAACAUAACACAUACAUGUACAAUAUGAAGACGGUGUUGGUACUACGCUAGGCAUGCACAGACCCUAUCAAGUUACCAGACUGCUCACCUGCUCAUCCAUGAACUAUUUACACACACACCCACACACACCAACACACACACACACAGACGAGCACUAAUUGUCAAGCUCGUUUCGUUUGUAAGUUCGCUCACCUUGAAAUUCACUCAGUAUUGCAACAAACAAAAAAAAAAAACAUAUAUAUCGUACAUAAAGGUACAACUAUAUCGGUCAUAUUAUAAUGCGAAAAAAAGAACUUAAUAAAUUAAAUGCACAAAUGCCGUGAAUCGUAAAGACUGACAAAGACAAACAAAAAUGUAAAUGAAAUGAGUAAAACAAAAAAAAAACAAAGAAAAUUAAUUGAAAAAUUCAAAUAUAUGAGAACUUCAAAUGCAACACCAGACCAGCAGACAAAACAGUAUUAUAUAUACACACUAUAUAUAUAUAUAUAAAUAUACACCAGAUAUGUGUAUGGGAAUCAGAUGAGCCCAGACUCUGAACUUGCAAUAAUUCCAUGGCCGAGACACACGUAACACACACAAUAAAAAGCACGCAACGAUGAGCAACAAAAUGUAGGAAAACAAACAAAACAAAAAAAAAA
Messenger RNA from Drosophila grimshawi, 5483 nucleotides. RefSeq lists its product as uncharacterized. The transcript has 11 exons. The record is from RefSeq and is a predicted model, not a curated record. The coding region runs from base 1204 to 4680 and encodes 1158 amino acids. Lineage: Eukaryota; Metazoa; Arthropoda; Insecta; Diptera; Drosophilidae.